Fusarium pseudograminearum CS3096 is the source of this 1614-nucleotide messenger RNA. RefSeq lists its product as uncharacterized. The coding region runs from base 1 to 1614 and encodes 537 amino acids. Gene Ontology annotation, biological process: proteolysis. The record is from RefSeq and is a predicted model, not a curated record. Gene Ontology annotation, molecular function: dipeptidyl-peptidase activity; serine-type exopeptidase activity. NCBI's taxonomy places the organism in Eukaryota, Fungi, Ascomycota, Sordariomycetes, Hypocreales, Nectriaceae. The transcript has a single exon.
AUGGCGCGUGGAUGGUUUGUCAAUUGCGCCGCUGUCCUCUUGGCCUUGACCGCCGGAGUCGACGCGUACAGUGUCCCCGCCCUCUCCGCUCGCGCCAAAGACAGUGGUCCCAAGGCCGUCAACAUCAGCGUGCCUGUCGAUCACUUCCACAAUGAGACCAUCUAUGAGCCUCACUCUGACAAAAAGUUCCCAUUGAGAUAUUGGUUUGACGCGCAGUACUACCGAAAGGGCGGUCCUGUCAUCAUUCUCGCGUCGGGCGAAACUUCAGGCGAGGACCGAAUUCCCUUCCUCGAGCAUGGCAUUCUCCAGAUGCUCGCCAACGCCACCGGCGGUAUCGGCGUAAUUCUAGAGCACCGUUACUAUGGAACCAGUUUCCCUGUGCCAGACUUGAAGCCUGAGAACAUGCGCUUCUUGUCAACCGAGCAAGCCCUUGCCGACACGGCCUACUUUGCGCAGCAUGUCGAGUUUCCCGGCAUGGAGGAGCACAAUCUCACUGCUUCCACCACCCCUUACAUCAUCUACGGUGGCUCCUACGCUGGUGCAUUUGCUGCUUUCGCGCGCAAGAUCUACCCCGACCUUUUCUGGGGCGGCAUCUCCUCUUCCGGUGUCACCGAAGCCAUUGUUGAUUACUGGCAGUACUUUGAGGCCGCACGUCUCUUUGCGCCCGGCGACUGUGCCAAGGUCACGCAGAAACUCACCCACGUCGUCGACAACAUCCUUCUCGGCGACGACAAGGAGGAGAAGAAGCAGCUCAAGAUUGCUUUUGGUCUUCUCGGUCUUCGAGAUGAUGACUUUGCCACGACAAUCUCCCAGGGUAUUGGAAGCCUGCAGAGCAACAACUGGGAUCCUGCGUCCGACUCUUCCAGCUUCGGUCUGUACUGCGGCAGUGUCUCUUCCGACGACAUUCUGUUCGCGAGCACUCGACCUCUCGCGCCUUAUGUCAAAAAGUGGCUCAUCUCCGCCGGUUACAAGAAGCAGCUCAAGUAUAUGACAAACCGUUUCCUCAACUACAUCGGCUACAUCAGGUCCAACGUUGAGAGCGACAAAUCAGGACGCUGUGACGGAAAGACACUAGAUCAAUGCUACUCCAUCCGUGGGUCAAUGAACGAUACCAAGCUUGACCCUAACAACAUGUCGCGCCAGUGGACAUACCAAACUUGCACACAAUGGGGAUACUGGCAAACUGGAUCCGGUGCACCAAAGGACCAACUUCCCAUAGUGUCCCGUCUCAUCGACGUCGAGUACAACACAAUUCCCUGCCGUGAAGAAUUUAACAUCACGACUCCCCCCAACGUUGAAUCCAUCAACAAACUCGGCGGCUUCAACUUCAGCUACCCCCGUGUAGCCUUCAUCGACGGCGAGUAUGAUCCUUGGAGGGCUGCUACCCCUCACGCUAUUGGCUUGCCGGAGAGGGAGUCCACCGCCAGCGAGCCUUUCAUUCUGAUCCCGUACGGUGUGCACCACUGGGAUGAGAACGGUUUGGCUCCUGGUAGCGAGGAGAUCGGACUGCCUCCUCCUGCUGUCAAACAGGCACAGCAAGAUAUCAUCGAUUUUACCAAGGCUUGGUUGGAGGAUUGGGAGAAGGAGAAGGGAAGCGCUACUGCAGACCUGUAG